AUGACUAUCAAGGCACCCUUUGAGGCUUAUGGCCUCACCAGUCUCGACCAUACUGUUCCUCCCUGCUAUGUGCGUUUUGCCCUGAUAUUUCCCGUGUCGAACGUCGCUUCAGCAGUAGAAUCCCUGCAACAUGGGGCUGCUCUCUUAGCCUCUGAACUCCCAGUCGUGACCGGAUGCGUCGCACCUGUUUGGACCCCCGGUGCAAGAAAAGGCGCUAUGCAGGUUGUGCCACCGAGUCAUCGGGAGAACGCCGAUGCCAGUAUACUAAACGUGAAGCACCACAAAGUGUCCUACCACGCGCGAUCCACUAUGACUGAAGAGCAAUACCUGCCUCUUGCUCUCUUUGCCGAUCCGCACACCCCGGCGCCAAUCCUUCGUCUACAGGCAAACGCAAUGACAGACGGGAUUAUUCUUGGGGUUGCCUUCCACCAUCGGGCUAUGGAUGCCACGGGAGCGGGAGUCCUCAUACGCGACUUGGCGAGAUGUUGUACUCGGGCCGGAGGCAGCAGCCCCCAAACCACAGGGGAAUUAGAGACGAGCCCUGGGGCACAAAUCGACGGACGGGCGCUUCUGAGCGCUAGUGGCCUGGGCCGAUCUGUUCUGCUUCCGAGCAUAGACCACAGCGCUGAGUAUCCGGUGGUUGCGCCUCCGGAUGAGAACACUAUACGUGCUAUGCAACAAGCCGCACGGUCCCUGACGAUGAAGCGUUUCCUGCUCCCUGCCGAAAAGUUGGAGUCGCUUGCCAAUGCAUGCAAUGGCUGGCUUCGGGAAUCAUCCGAGAACUUGGAGCAGCCAUGGGUAUCUAAAAAUGAUGUCUUGGUCUCCUUCUUUUGGAUGUGUUUCAUACGUGCCCAGCAGGAUAGGUCUAACGAAAGAACGACCACCGUCCUACCCGUGUCUGGGAUGAUCUGCAUGGCAGUCAAUAUUCGUGGCCGAACGACUCCGUCCAUCCCCGCGACCUACAUUGGAAACGCUCUUGUCCCGCUCCGGAGAAGCAUCAGAAUGGAUGUCGUGCCGGACGACCAGUCGAGCAUUAUACAGACUCUGUCCCGUGUAGCAUACGCUGUCCGCAAGAAACUCCGUUCCAUCGACGACACAUUCAUUCGGAACGUCGUCGCCUAUCUUGAGGGCGUCUCGGAUUUUUCCGCCCUUGGUGUCGGUCAAAGUAAUUUCAACGUGAGCAGUUGGCGUGACACGGGCAUCGGCACGGCCGAUUUUGGCCAUGAUUUAGGCAAGCCGGUCGACAUGGUGUUCCCCGAGGCGAUAGGUGAUGGGCAACUAUUUAUAUUGCCCAAACGACACCAGGACAAUGCUUGGGAGGUGCAGAUGUCGCUGCAGCAAGACGCGAUGGAACGGCUUUGUGCGGAUGAGAUUUUUGCAUCAUACACAUGCCGUCCAAAGCAACCAUAA
Messenger RNA from Aspergillus terreus NIH2624, 1410 nucleotides. RefSeq lists its product as uncharacterized. The transcript has a single exon. The record is from RefSeq and is a predicted model, not a curated record. Gene Ontology annotation, molecular function: acyltransferase activity, transferring groups other than amino-acyl groups. NCBI's taxonomy places the organism in Eukaryota, Fungi, Ascomycota, Eurotiomycetes, Eurotiales, Aspergillaceae. The coding region runs from base 1 to 1410 and encodes 469 amino acids.